AUGGCUUCUCGAGUUGUGAAUCCCUCUGCUAUCAAUUCAACUGAAUCACUGACUGGUAGCAAUUUUAAGAAGUGGAAGAGAGACUUAGAGAUAGUUCUAGGUCUUCUAGAUCACGACUUAGCGCUGAGAGAAGAGAAACCUGAGGUCACUAGCAAUAGCAAUGCUGAACAGAAGCAGAAACUCGAGAGGUGGGAGAAGUCAAAUAGGAUAUGCCUACUUGUCAUGAGGAAAUCCAUGACAAAAACUAUUUGUGGUGGCAUCACUGAAUCUGAGAAUGCUAAGGAUUUUUUGGAGGCCAUAGGACUGAAGUUUAAAGAAUCCGAGAAGGCAGAAACUGGAACCUUGAUGACCAAACUUGCAACCAUGAAGUAUGAUGGUGUUGAGGACGUGAGGGUUUAUCUUUUAAGCAUGAUAGAAGUUGCAAGCAAGCUGAAAGCUCUGGAGAUCCCUAUAGCUGACCCUUUUCUAGACAAAUUGAGCCUCAAUGAACUGAUUUCAGUUUCUGUUCAAGAAGAGGCAAGAAUGAAGAAGGAGAAAGAAGUGAACACAGUCCAUCUCACAACCAAUGCUCCAAAAAGACACCAUCCUAAGCCAAACUCAUCUGCUGCUGCCAAUAAGGACAACACUAAAGCUAACUCUCCACCCAAAGGUCAUCUUAAGAGGGAGUGUCAUAAGUACAAGCAUUGGGUAGAGAAAAAGAAGACUAAAGGACUUUAUAAGCCAGAGCAACCAAGUAGAGAUCAUGACCAUGUCAAAAACGAUCUCAAAACAAUGAAAAUUCAGCAAGGCUAUGGCAUAAAAGGCUAG
Prunus armeniaca (apricot) is the source of this 807-nucleotide messenger RNA. The record is from the annotation of a GenBank genome assembly. Lineage: Eukaryota; Viridiplantae; Streptophyta; Magnoliopsida; Rosales; Rosaceae.